UUUAAAGCACUCAUACACGCCGUAAGGCAUUAAACGUACAGAAGUCCCUUGCAUCCUCCUCCCUCGUCCUCCGUCGGAGACUCUCCGGCACCUCGCCCCGACGUCGCCUCACGAUGUCGGAGUGGAGCCAGAGGCUCACCGUGCCAGCUGCGGCGCAUCGCAAGACGCGCAGCGACACCUUCGGGUUAAUGGCCAUGGGCGCCCUGAACUCCUGGCAGGAGAUGCCCGGGCUGCACACCGAUGCGGCGCCGACCAGCUCGCCCUCCGGCGGCGAGCAGGGCCCCGACAGCAGCAGCAUGGAUACCGAAAUGGCCUUCGUGGCUGUUGAGGCCGACGACGCCGAAAUGGCCGGCGCAACCCGCGAGCGCCGCAAGGUGUCCCGCCGCACCGGCCGCGCCGCCGGAGCCAGCUCGGCGGCUGCAGGCCGGCAGGGCUCAGGCGCCACAGCGACCGCAGCCAUAAGCGCCGGCCUGGUCGCCCCGGGCAUCUCGCAGGGCCCCGAGGUGGGCCGUGCUGCCUCCAGCGCAUCGCUGGGCUCGGCCGGCGCGUGGCCCUUGCCGCACGGCCCGGCGCCCGCGGGCCUUCAGCACCCCGCCUGCCACACCCGCAGCCAGAGCGAGUCCUUCUCGGACAAGCUGGGCGGGCUGGCGGGGCUGCAGGUCGGCAGCUUCAGCUCAGCGCGUGACGCGCCCGCCAGCGGCAUGCGGCAGCAUGUCGGUGCCGGCGGCGCGCUGCUGCCGCUGCCGCCGAAGGCUGCGGCGAGCGCGCAGGCGCGCGCCACCAGCUCUGGCGGGGCUUCGGGCAGCGGCGGCAGUCUGUACAACGAGGCGGGCGUGGGCCGGUCGGGCAUGGAUGAGGAGCUACAGGAUGUUGAGGAGGAGCAGGAGUUGGAGGAUGAGGACGAGGAGCUGCAGGAUGCAGCUGAGGAGGGCGGCCGCCGCCGCGGCGUUAAGGGCGGCCGCUCGCGCUCGCGCGGCGCUCGGGCCAGCGGCGGGGGCGACGACAGCAAGGGCGGCGACAAGCGCGGCGGCGGCAACAACGGCCGCACCCAGCGGGAGCUGAUGCUGCUGGACCCCAAGCGCGUGCGCCGCAUCAUCGCGAACCGCAUGUCUGCCGCCAAGUCCAAGGAGCGCAAGCAGCAGUACACGGAGCAGCUGAGUCAGAUGCUGGAUGACACGGAGCGCGAGCGGGCGGGCCUGCAACAGCAGAUGGACCGAUACAAGGUGGACAACACCCGCCUGGAGGGCUACGUGGAGGGCGUGCGCCGCGAGGCCUCCUCCCUGACGUCCACCUUAACUGCCCUGCGGCAGCAGGGCGACGAGCUGCUGCGCCAGCUGCACGCCGCCCGCAUGGCCGCGGCCGGCGGCCAGUCGCCGCAGGCGGCCGGGUCGGCGCCGGGCAGCGAGGCGCCGGUGCCUGUGCCGCCAGAGGUUGACGCGGCGAUGAAGGCGGCUGCGGCAGGUGCGGCCGCGGCUGCGCCGCCCGCCGCUAACUUUGCUGAGUUGCUGUCUGAGGGACUCACGCCCGAAGACCUGGCGGCCGUGGAGCGCGGCACGCUGGCGGUGAAGGCCGAGCCGAUGGCGUCGCAGCACCAGCAGGCGCCGGCACGUGUGCCGAGUGCGACGGGCAUGCUGGUGCCUCGGUCGACCACAGGCGUCACGCAGCCGCCGCAGCUCGUGCGGCCGCAGCACAUGGCCCCGGGCGCCGCUGCUCCUCCCCAGCAAGCCGCUCUGUCGGCGCAGCAGCAGCCCCAAGCCACCAACAGUACCAGUGCCGCGCCACCUGCCGCUGCAACCAGCGCCGGCGGCGCGCCGCUGCACAGUAUGGCGCCGGGCGUGGCGCCGCCCGGUGGCUUCAGCCACCGCCCCACGCAGAGCGCGGAUGCCGCCGCUUUUAUGACCUUUCUGCCGCACCUGGGCUCGCUGGGCCCCGGCAACGGUGCGGCCGUGCCUGGCAGCAGUACAUUGCUGCCGCCAGGCGUCGGCCGCGGCGCCUUCUACGCCGCAGCUGCGGCCUCCCCGCCCGGUGCCGGCCCCGGCUCCAACGACAGCUCCAUGCUGGGCCUGGGGCUGGGCGUCGGUGCCGGCGGCCUGGGCCCCGCAGCCGUGGCAGCUAUGACCAGCGGCCCCGGCAGCAACAGCCUCAGCCUGCCGGAGCCGCUAGAUAUGACGCGCGCGCGGGCGGCGGCGGAGGCGCUGGCGGCGGCGGAGGCGCACGGCGCGGCAGGCGGCGCGCUGGGCGGUUUGAGCGUGAUGGCCCCGGGCGUUGCGCCCGGUGCCGCGCCGGACAUGCACACGGCGGCGGCGAUGGGCAUGGGCUUGGGUAUGGGCAUGCACGGCCUCGGCGGUGCGGGUACGGGCAUGGACGCUGCGGUGAUGAGUUUGAGCCGCCUCAGUGCACCCAUGCCCGGAGCCCAGGCGCUGCCGGUGCAGUUGGCCGGCGGCGCCAUGCAGAUGCCGAUGGGUUUGGUUGGCAGCAACAGCUUCGGAGCCGGCGGCGGCGUGGGUGUGGGCGUGCCAGGCGCGCUUUACGCACCUGGCAGUGCCAUGGCGGCGGCGGGCGUGACUGUGAGUGCCGCUGCGGCAGCCGCCGUGCAGCAGCAGGCGCUUGCGCUGCAGCAGCAGCAGCUGCAGCUACACCAGCAGCAGCUGCACCUGCAGCAACAGCAGCAGAUGCUGGCUCUGGCCGCGGCGGGGCAUCUGUCGGCGCAGCAACAGCAGCAGCAACAGAUGGACACGACGGAGUCCUUCACAAUCGGGCGCCAGGUCACCACCUCGCUGCGGCCCUGUGUCACCACCGACCCCUGGCGGGGCCCAGCUUAGGAGGAAUUGCCUGCCUGUGCCACACAACGUUUCGGCCGUGGCUCGUCAUUGAUGCUCGAAUACAUCGAGCUCAGGGACGCGGGAACAAGUGAUUUUCGCACACGGGCAUGGUCGAGGGCGAGACUAGACAACAAGGACCCGCAAGCGAAUAAGCGGAAGGCGCGCUAGCGCUGCCGCGUCUCCACGGCAGCACGUGGGGACACAUAUUCUUGCACUUCUUUCACACGUCGCUGCAUAUUGGUCGUGGCAAAUUCUAGCAUACUGUGUUGCGCGGCACAAAUCCGGUGCGGUGGCCGUCCUGCAUCCGGCACGUGUGUGUGUCUGUUUAUCCUCAUCAUCAGAUGCAUGUGCCCCGCCGUGUCUGGUCUUGCUGCGGAUUCUGCCUCGUGCACGAAACACGCUGCCUUCAGCCGUUGGUUGCUGUGCUAGAUGCGAUACAACGUGUGGGGGGGCCGAAGUGCUUCCCAAACGGGGCUCGUGCCCGGCAGCAGGCCUCGGUCACAGGGUUGUGAUCGCGCGAACUCGCCGACAAGUUGAACCACAUGGCUUGAGCGGGAAAGAAGUUCAGGAGUGGUUUGAGUGCGAGUGACGAGUGAGCAAUGGACUGAUGAUGCUGGUAUCUUGCGACUGAACAAACUGGUAGGUAGGUAAGAAAGAUACUCGCGCGUACUCAUGCUUAGGUAAGAUUUGCAGGGUCACUGGUACCCUCGUUCUAUCGUUUUGAACAGCGUCCUCGACGGCGCUUGGAGAAUGUUUGUGGUGGUUGCUGUGGUAGUGAGGAAGGAAACUGCGAUGAUGCCUACCUGCAGUCCUCUCACGAGGGCGCGGGAUCAACACAUGGCUAAAAUGAGGAUGAGGCAAAUGGCACUUUGCGAAGUGCGCGCGGGUCAGAGUGCAUGUAUGUUGACAUCUGAGUGGAGGAAAGCGCGCACAAACGCUCGGGUAGAUGGUGCUCUUCCAAGAGCUCAUCAAUAGGCCCGGGGCAACGCGUUUCAGGUGGCUGUAGUGAGUGUGGUAUGAAGGUGGUAGUGGGAACGGCGGCUGCGGCGGGUCAUCAGCUAGUAGGUGCGAGGGCGACGUAGCUGGACGCAUUGUGAUCAGGUCAGUAUAAGGUGCGGGACCUCCAUUCUUGAAUGCCUUGGGCGACCAGCCGCAAGUGCUAUUCAAAACAAACAGUUUACCCGUGAUGACCUCGUGUAAGUUGCAAGCUCUGGACAAUAUGUGCAACUCGACCGAUGCCCCCUGACUCCGCUGUGCGCAUCAGCACCGCACACGCCAUGCAGCUGAGGUGCCGCUCUGUGCAGCUACCUUGGUCUGGCACAGACACGCACAGCCAUGCUGGGAAGCAGCCGACCGCUUAUCCUUCGCUUGCCAUGCCGAAAGCCAAAUUCUGUAACAUGACCUGGUCUUAUUCCCAGGUUCCAGGUUUCAGCCCCACCACCCCCUUUCUUUACCAGCUUUCGCCCAAGAUUCCAUCCUGUGCAUCAGUGCAUUCACCGACCCAGCGCGGGACAGCAGACCCUCGCCAGCGGACUGUCACUGUCUCGUCAUCGCCGACGCGGUUACACUUACGACAAUGCACACAGGCACUUACACACGGAUGCGCGUGUUGAGCCCUUGUUCCCUGGUGUCCAUACACGCAGCAAGAACCAACGCGUGGGCGCACGCCAAGUCCACAGCGGCCAGGAAGCUGCGGCUCCAACUUUCCAAUAUCAGCCGAAGCAGAACACGCAAGCACUCUGGCGCAGUCUGACGAGUUAAAAAACCUGCGCGCAGAAGAGGGGACUUCCGGUUCCCUCAGCUUCCGGCCUUGCCAGCUAGCACCGCCGAUCCCCCGCCGCGCCUAUCUAAGGGGGCUGACCUUGCACGUAUUGAGUUUACGCCACAUAAUGGGUUAAAGCACUCAUACACGCCGUAAGGCAUUGAACGUACAGAAGUCCCUUGCAUCCUCCUCCCUCGUCCUCCGUCGGAGACUCUCCGGCACCUCGCCCAUCGC
Messenger RNA from Chlamydomonas reinhardtii, 4818 nucleotides. RefSeq lists its product as uncharacterized. The record is from RefSeq and is a predicted model, not a curated record. The coding region runs from base 114 to 2822 and encodes 902 amino acids. Gene Ontology annotation, biological process: regulation of DNA-templated transcription. Gene Ontology annotation, molecular function: DNA-binding transcription factor activity. The transcript is spliced from 5 exons. NCBI's taxonomy places the organism in Eukaryota, Viridiplantae, Chlorophyta, Chlorophyceae, Chlamydomonadales, Chlamydomonadaceae.